CUGCCCUGGCCAGCACUGGUGUCUCUGCUGCCCUAGCCCCUCCACAUACACAAACAUAUCCCUCGAGGAUCUGACAUGCCCAGCAGAGGAGCAGGUAGCCUGAGCCAUCUGUCCUGGAUAACCAGUGCUCCCCAUUUCUCAGCCCCAAGCCAAGGGGGCCACUGCUUCAUCCUGCUGCUGUUGCUGCUGCUAAGUAAUGGGGUACAGAUACUCUGUGCCCAUGCCCAUGAAGUACCCGACCUGGCCCAACCUGGCUGCUCUGGAGGGAGCUGUUAUCCUCCCACUGGCAACCUAGUUGUGGGCAGGAGCCAGAGUCUCCAUGCCUCGUCCACCUGUGGUUUGAGGGGACCUGAGCCCUACUGUAUUGUCAGCCACUUGCAGGACUCUGAGAAAUGCUUCUUCUGUGACUCAAGGGGCCAGGGAGGACACAGAAUCAAGAAUGUGAUCUCCCUGAGUGGGCCUGAUGGGGAAAGAACAUGGUGGCAGGCCGAGAGUGGCGUGGAGAAUGUCAGUAUCCAGCUGGACUUGGAGGGCGAAUUCUACUUCACCCACCUUAUCAUGACCUUCAAGACUUUUCGCCCAGCUGGUCUACUCAUCGAGCGUUCAGCAGAUGGGGGUCGUUCCUGGAGGGUUUACCGAUACUUUGCUCACAACUGCUCUGGCCUCUUCCCUGGGGUUCCCCUUACACCUGGCCACAAAGUCAGCGAUCUCGUUUGUGACCAGCGUUACUCAAACAUUGAACCAUCAAGCCAGGGUGAGGUAAUUUUCAAAGUUCUGGACCCAGCCAUCCCUGUGGAGGAUCCCUAUAGUCCAGAGAUCCAAGAGCUUCUUCGAGUUACCAACCUGAGGGUGAAUUUCUCUAAGCUACACACAUUGGGAGACGGGCCCCUGGGGGUCUGGGGACGCCACCACGGGCCUCACUACUACUAUGCUUUGUACGAGCUUGUGGUCCGAGGAAGUUGCCUGUGCCACGGACAUGCUUCUGAGUGUGCGCCUGCUCCUGGUGCCCCACCUAGUGUAGACGGCAUGGUUCAUGGGCUUUGUGUGUGUCAGCACCGGACAGCUGGACCACACUGUGAACGCUGCCAGGACCUGCACCAUGACCAGCCCUGGCAUCCAGCCGAGCCCGGGAAUCCUCAUGCCUGUCAGGAAUGUGAAUGCCACCAGCAUGCCAGGAGUUGCCACUUUGACAUGGCUGCUUUUGUGGCCUCGGGCAAUGUGAGUGGAGGUGUGUGUGACGCGUGUCAGCACCACACAGCCGGGAGGCACUGUGAGAUCUGCCGACCCUUCUACCACCGGGACCCCCGUGAAGACCCCCGCUCCCCAUACACAUGUAAACCUUGUGACUGUGACCCUUCAGGCACCUUGGAUGGGGGUCUCUGUGACACACACACAGAUGAGGUACAGGGGCUCCUCUCUGGACAGUGCCGAUGCAAAGCCCACGUGUGGGGCCCACGCUGUGAUACCUGUCGUCCUGGUUACUAUGGCCUGAGCCCAGCACUACCUGAAGGUUGUUUGUCUUGCAAGUGUGAUCCACGGGGUACGGUCCCAGGUGAUACUCCUUGUGAUGCCAUCAGCGGUGACUGCUAUUGCAAACGUUUUGUCACUGGCCAAAACUGUGACCAAUGCCUGCCAGAAUUCUGGGGACUGAGCAGUGACUUCACUGGUUGCCGGCCUUGUGACUGUGAUUUUGGUGGAGCCUACAGCAACAGGUGCUCGUCAGGGGAGGGACUUUGUCCUUGUCGCCCCCACCUACAAGGCCGAGACUGCCUCGAGCUCCAGUCUGGCUACUUUUGUGCAGCCCUGGACCAAGCCAUAGCUGAGGCAGAGCUUGGGCAGAGGCUCAAGCCCUCCGACCCCCGGCUACCUGGAGCCCCUCUACCUGAUGCCCCCCCCAACUGCCUGCCAACAACAAGACCUAUGCUGAAGAGGCUUAGACCCCGGCUGAGGCGCCAGCGUAGCGCCCCCUGCCCUCCCCAUGUUACUCGCCGUGGACGCCACAGUCGCCAGCCAUCCAAGGGUGCUGGGGAACCCCAGCCUUGGGCCAGGGGUCCUCCCAUCUCCUCCUGGACAGGCCCUGGGUUUGCCAGGGUGGAGGACAAGGCCGGCCUCAUGCUCCAGGCCCCGUCGGUGCCACGAGCCAUGGAAUAUGACAUCGUUCUGCGUUAUGAAGCUCAGGCCCCUGAGGACUGGGAGGCCCUCAUCAGUGUCCGUGCCUCCUCCCUGCCCAGCAGCACCCGCUGUGCCAAUGUGUUGCCCUCAGAGCAGCUCUAUCAGGUGGCCCUACCCCCCAGGCACAGAGCUGUGGUUCUGUCAAGACCCUUCUGCUUUGAACCUGGAACCAGAUACACGGUCACUUUGAGACUGCGGCGAGUGAUGGGUGCACGGAGCCUCCCCGGGGAAAGCAUCCUGCUAGAUUCGGUGGUGCUUCUGCCUCGAGUGGAGGAGCUUCCUGGCCUAAGAAGAGGGGACCCUGGAGCAUUGGGGCGCCUAAGAGAACUCAGUCAUGCUCAGUGCCUUGAAGCUGCAAGAACACCCCCUGUAGGGCCCCCAUCAGAAUCCUGUGCCCGCCUGAUCUGUAGCAUCUCUGCUCUACUACAUGGUGGUGGCUUGGCCUGUGAGUGUGACCCACAGGGUUCUCUGAGCUCUGAGUGUGCCCGUGUGGGUGGCCAGUGCCCAUGUCGACCCCACGUCAUUGGCCAGCGCUGUGACCAGUGUGAGCCCCAGACGUAUGGCUUUGGCCCAGCAGGCUGCACUGAGUGUCGUUGCUCCCCCGAGGGUUCCACCAGUUUGGCCUGUGAUCCUUUAAGUGGACAGUGCUUGUGCCGGCCAGGCAUCACAGGACGAAGGUGUGACCAGUGCCUGACUGGCCAGUGGGGCUUCCCUCGGUGCCAGCCCUGUGAGUGUAAUGGGCAUGCAGAGAAAUGCCACCCCCACACAGGUGUGUGCCAGGCCUGUGGAGAUGCCACCACCGGGCGUCACUGUGAAAGGUGCCAAGAUGGUUACUACGGAGACCCUGUCCUAGGCUCGGGACAGCAGUGCCGGCCCUGUCCAUGCCCUGGGAUCCUGGGCUCUGGUCAUUACCAUGGCACUUCAUGUCAGGCAGACGGCGGCAGUGAACGAAUCCUGUGUCUCUGCGCUCCAGGUUAUGCAGGUCCUCGCUGUGACCGAUGCUCUGCUGGCUACUUUGGGCGCCCGUGGCCAGAGGAGGAACUGGGGGGGGCACCUUGCCGACCCUGCCAGUGCAACAACAACAUCGACCCUAGCGACCCCAUGGCCUGUGACCCCCACAGUGGGCACUGCCAGCGCUGUUUACACCAUACCCAUGGACCACACUGUUCACACUGCCAGCCUGGCUACUAUGGCAAUGCCCUCCGGCCACGAGGCUGCCGGCGUUGUAGCUGUGACCUACAAGGCACAGUGCCUGCCCGGUGCCUGCCCGGAAGUGGCAUCUGCUUCUGUGAUAGGCUCAGUGGGCACUGCCCCUGCCGCCCCCAUGUCCUAGGGCGGCUCUGUGACCGCUGUGCCCCCCAGUUCUGGAACCUGGGAGGGCCUCGGGGCUGUGAGCCCUGUGCUUGUCACACCCAGCACUCGGUUCAGCUAACCUGUCACUCGGUCACUGGUCAGUGCCCGUGCCAGGAAGGAUUUGGGGGACGUACCUGCUCCCAGUGCCAGGAAGGGUACUGGGGGGACCCAGAGAAGGAGUGCAGAGCCUGUGCCUGUGACCCUCAGGGCUCAGUCUCUCUGCAUUGCCACCCUAGGACAGGGGCCUGCUCAUGUCGAGAUGGCAUCUCAGGCCCUCAGUGCAAGGCCUGUGCUCGGGGUUCCCAGGGCACUUUCCCUCACUGCCGUCCCUGCCCAACCUGCUUCUCUCACUGGGACGAACGACUGGGUGCCCUACAGCAGCGGCUGGCCACAUUGGCUCAGGGCAGGGAUGCCUUGAGUGAGGCGGCUACUGACCAGGGCAGUGGGGGGCGGCUGCUGGCCCUGGAGGCAGCCAUGGGGCAGGUCCAGGGAGUCCUGGUGUCCGCCCACCCCCUGGUGGGGCCCUUGCAGCAGCUCGUGCAACAGCGGGAUGGACUCAGGAGGCAGGUGUCAGUGGUGGGUUGGGCGCUUCGAGUGGUGGAGCAGAGUGUGAGUGUGAGUGGUCCCUGGGCUGGAGCUCAGCACACCCGCAUAGGCCAGCUGACUCAAGAAGUAGAACACCUCAACCGCUUGACCGCCCAGCUCAAGGAGGCUGCAGGGGGAGCCCAGGAUGCAGCUUCCCUGGUCUCUAGGGCUGCUCUGAUCUCCCAGGAGGCCGAGUUGGGUGUCAUAGCCACAAGUACCCUGACAGACACAGAGAGUGCCCUGAGUCAAGCCCACAAUGUCCGAUGCAGAACAGAGGGGCUGCUGCGGGAAACGAAGCUUCCCUUCAGGGCAGCUGCUUGGGGCGACCAGCUCAGGGGACUUGUGAAUGCCUCCUGGGCCCUGAGCCCCAGCCUGGCCCAGAUCAAGGUAUGUGGCAGGCAUUGGGGCAUGGGGAGGGCCUGCGCUCUCUCCCACUGUGGGCCAGCCUCCUGUUCUGGAGCGCUGCCCACUUCCCUGUGGGCACUGGCGACUGCUCACAACACAUCCCAUGCUUUGGGUGCCUCAGGUAGCAGACUGGGGCGGCUGCGUCGUCGGCUGCAACGGGUUGGGACCACGGCCGAGGCUGCCCACUCACAGGCUGAGGAAACACUGAGCCGAGCUCAAGCCACGUGGCAUGGGGCUAGUGCUGCUCCCAUCUUGGCCACCAUCCAGAGGAUCCGGGCCUUCCUUACAGAUGAAGGGGCUGAUCCUGAGAGUGUGGAGCUGGUGGCCCAGAGGGUCCUGAAUAUUCCCCUGCCCCAGGGGGGCCAGAGAGCUGUCCAACAGCUGCUAGAGGAGAUCCAUGGUGCCCUCCAGCUUCCAGACAGUCUGGACUGGGCUCUGCCUUCAGCCCAGGGCCUCCUUCAGCAAGCGCAGUGGGCCAGAGAGGGUGCAGACAAAACCCAGGACAACGUAGCGAAGACCCGGGGAGCUCUAGCUGAGGCCCAGAACAACGUAGGGAGAGUGGAGAGAGAGCUUCGGAAAACAAAGCAGGCGCUGAGGGGCCUGGAGGUCCAGACACAGGAGAUGGCAUUAGGGCUGGUUCAGGCUGCCCAUGAUCUGGAUGUAGGUUCCACCCUUGACCAGCUCCUGGGGGCAGCAGAUGCUCUGCAGGCUCAGGUGUCAGAAAAUAAACUACAGUUGAAGGAGGCCCAGGAGCAGGCAAAACAGGCAUCAGACACAGCUGCAAACUUGGGCAAGGAGCUGCAGACAGCCAAGCUACAGUUCUCAGAGCUGCAGUCUGGGAUCCAUGGUCUUGGGGACGGGGUGAAUGGAGCCAGAGAUCGUUUGCAGCGAAUUCAGGCAGAAGCCAGGGAGCUGCUGAAGAAAGCCAGCAGGAGCUGGAAUCGCCUAGAGGGGCUGGAGAAACGCUUUGCCAGGAAUGAGCAGGCACUUGGAGAGAAGGCAGCUGAGCUGCGGGCCCUGGAGGGCAGAGCCUUGGGGCUGCUGGAGCAGCUGAGGCAGGACGCCAGUGCCCAUGCCACCUGCUGAUCCAGCGACCCCCAGUAAAACGAAGACCCCCCCCUUCCCCGCCCCCCAGAAAAAGUCCCAGAGUCUUAGGAUACA
Dromiciops gliroides (monito del monte) is the source of this 5676-nucleotide messenger RNA. RefSeq names its product laminin subunit beta-1-like. Lineage: Eukaryota; Metazoa; Chordata; Mammalia; Microbiotheria; Microbiotheriidae. Gene Ontology annotation, biological process: substrate adhesion-dependent cell spreading; cell migration; basement membrane assembly. The record is from RefSeq and is a predicted model, not a curated record. Gene Ontology annotation, cellular component: laminin trimer. Gene Ontology annotation, molecular function: extracellular matrix structural constituent.